ACACAGGACUAUGUCCAACCUCACCCCUGCUGGAUCUCCUCCUUACUAAUGUUUAACCAUUUGGACUGGAGCACUUUAACAGCCUGACCUGGAUAAUCACAAGACUGUCUUAAACUUAUUUGGUCUUCUUCUUCUUCCCUGUUCUUCUUUGCCUUGCCUCAGGAGACUUAACAGCACUAAGCAUCCCACUCAAGAUGAAGACAUGGGUGAAGUGGCUUAUUGGUUUGCUGGUGCUUGCAAUUGUCAUUGUAGCCAUUGCUGUCCCUGUAGCUCUGUUGACAAAUAAAGACAAAGAACCAACAGAUAUACGUAAAACAUUUACGUUGGAAGAUUAUUUUGGUGAUAAAUACCGAUACAAAUCGUUUGGCUUAGAAUGGAUUUCAGAUAAUGAGUAUCUGUUUCGGACAAAAGAAAAUAACCUGCACAUAUUUAACGUUGAUACCCAAGAAACAAGCGAAAUCCUCUCAAACACUACAAUAAAUAACAAUGGAUCAUUCUACUUACUAUCUCCAGAUAGGAAAUAUGCGCUACUUCAGUAUAAUUAUGAAAAGGUAUGGAGACAUUCAUACACAGCAUCUUACCACAUAUAUAACAUUGUAGAAAGUAAGUUUGUAACAAUGCAGCUUCCUGACAAAGUUCAAUACAUAACCUGGUCUCCUGUUGGCCAUAAACUGGCAUUUGUCCAGGGAAAUAACAUUUAUGUGAAAGAAGCUCCAGAGGAGCCAGCUGUGGGCAUUACCUCGGAUGGAGCACUAAAUAAAAUUUUAAAUGGAAUACCAGAUUGGGUGUAUGAAGAGGAAAUGUUUUCAAGCAAUUAUGCUUUGUGGUGGUCACCGAAUGCUAAAUAUUUGUCAUAUGUUCAAUUUAAUGAUACCGAAGUGCCAAUAAUAGAAUACACAUUUUAUGGGGAGGAAUCAGAGCAGUAUCCACAGACCAUUCACAUUCCAUAUCCUAAGGCUGGAACUAAAAACCCUACUGUGAAAGUGUUUACUGUGAAUACCGAGCCUCUCGUAAAUAUUUCUCACACGGAAAUUGUUGCACCAGACGAAAUAAAAAAUGUGGAUCAUUACAUAAGCAGUUUGGCUUGGGUAACAGACCAAAGAAUUGUAAUUCAGUGGCUUAGAAGGAUCCAAAAUGUUUCAUUACUCAGUCUAUGUGACGUUAAUGAAGGGACACAUAGUUGGACAUGCCUACAGCCAGUCCGUGAAGAAAGUAUCACUGGAUGGAUUGGAGAUUUUCAACCAAGCAAUCCAGUCUUCACAUCAGACCACAAUGCCUAUUAUAAGAUUGUCAGCAAUGCAGAUGGCUACAAGCAUAUUCAUUUCUUUAAUGGAACUCAGAAUCCAGUUCCGAUAACCACAGGAAAUUUUGAAGUUACCACCAUCACCACAUUAACCAGCAACUAUCUGUACUAUAUUAGUAAUGAAGGAUUCCCAGGAAGAAGACAACUUUACAAGAUAAAACUGGGUUCUACUGACAAUAAACCGGAAUGCGUCACCUGCCAACUACGUCCAGAGAGGUGCCAACGAUAUUCUGCAUACUUUAGCCACAAUUCCGUGUAUUACUCAUUGACCUGCAGUGGUCCAGGAAUACCCAUUUAUACUUUGCACAACGGCAGCGAUGACAAAGCCAUACAGAUUCUAGAAGACAACCAGGUCUUACAGCUCCUGUUGGAUGAUGUUCAGAUGCCUACAAAAGAAAAUCAUACUUUUGCGCUGCAUGGUUUCGAUUUGUGGUAUCAGAUGAUCUUACCACCACAUUUUGAUAAAUCCAAGAAGUACCCAUUGCUGAUUGAUGUAUAUGCAGGACCAUGCAGUCAGAAGGUAGAUCAGUAUUUUCGACUGAACUGGGCGACAUAUCUUGCCAGCACGGAAAAAAUCAUCGUGGCCAGUUUUGAUGGCCGAGGGAGUGGAUACCAAGGGGAUAAAAUUAUGCAUCAAUUAAAUCACAGGCUGGGGACGGUAGAAGUUGAAGAUCAAAUUGCUGCAGUCAGGCACUUUAUAAGUCUUGGCUUUAUCGAUGAAAAAAGAGUUGCAAUUUGGGGAUGGUCCUAUGGGGGGUACGUAACCUCCAUGGUGCUCGGCAGCGGUAGUGGGCUGUUUAAAUGUGGAAUUGCUGUUGCUCCAGUAUCAAGCUGGGAGUAUUAUGACUCUAUUUAUACAGAGAGAUAUAUGGGUCUUCCAACACAAGAAGAUAACCUUAAAAACUACGAGAGCUCAACUGUGAUGUCCAGAGCAAAGAACUUUAAGGAUGUCGACUACAUGCUUAUACACGGCACGGCAGAUGAUAAUGUCCAUUUCCAACAAGCAGCUCAGAUCUCAAAAGCUCUAGUGGAUGCACAGGUGGACUUUGAAACAAUGUGGUACACAGAUAAAGAUCAUGGAAUUGGAGGUCUUGCAAAUCGCCAUAUAUACACCCACAUGAGCCAUUUUCUGAAGCAAUGUUUUAAUCUACAGUAGAAGGACAGUAGAAGGAUAUGGACCAUCCUCUAUGAAUUAGCAAUCCAUGUUUUAAAGAAACACAGGAAACAAUUAUCAUCACAACAAGAAGAUCCAACUAUCCAGACUGUACCCUGUGCACAUUUUUGGUAGUUAGUUGCACAAGAACACGUGAACAGACUUUCAGCUGGUAACAGUCUAGCAUGACGGGUGGAACCAAGGGGUUGGAAUAAUCCUGAAGACUUGAUCCUCUUGAUGUCAUAUUAUGCGUAAUUGCCUUAAUCAUUAAAACAAUCUUUUUAAUUUUAGUAAUUUGUUACCUCAUACCAUGGAACUGUUUGAGCUUGGCCCCAAGACUCAUCACUGAUUGCUGGGGCUUUGGGUAGCCUUCUCUAGGUGUGAUGAGUGGUGCUUGCUCUCCAUUAUGUCUACUGGGGGCUAGUUCUGCCUCCCUCUCGUACAAACCUCUACCCGAGGGGAGGGGAGGUUUAUUUUUUAUUCAAUGAAAAAUAUUUUCGGUUGUUUUACUUAGUACAAGUAAAAACUGGCACAUGAAAUAAUAACGUCUAAAUAUCCAUAAUUAUUUUUAUAAAGGAUUAUACCCUUGUAUACUACUUUCUAUUUAUCAACAAAUGUUUACAUAUUUUCUGAAGCCUGAUUUGGUUGCUAAUUUAAACGAAGCAAUUAAAAUUUAAAUUUCUUGUUUCUGA
Molecule: messenger RNA, 3148 nt
Organism: Spea bombifrons (plains spadefoot toad)
Lineage: Eukaryota; Metazoa; Chordata; Amphibia; Anura; Pelobatidae
Product: dipeptidyl peptidase 4-like
Exons: 26
Coding region: 195-2459 (754 amino acids)
Biological process (GO): proteolysis
Molecular function (GO): dipeptidyl-peptidase activity; serine-type endopeptidase activity
Source: RefSeq, a predicted model, not a curated record